CCUACAGAAGAAAAAAAAAAAAGAAGAAGAAAAGAAAAAUAAAGAGCCCAAAAUAUUUCAGCUAACAGGAACUUAUACAGUCCAUAUUGUCUCCAUUAAAAACACAGAUUGUAGGUCCAGGUUGCCUGGAUUCAAAUACCAACUGUGCCGUAUUAAUAGCUCUGUGACUUUGAGCAAAUUACAUAACCUCUCUGAGAAGGAUUAAGUGAAUUAGUGCCAUUCAUUAAGACCUCUGUGGCAUAGAAAUGCAUGGUGCAAACCCAUCAUCCCAGCUUUCUGGGAGGCUGAGGCAAGAGAACUGAAAAUCAGACGCCAACUUGGCAACUUAGAUGGUCAGAAUUUAAAAAAUAAAACAAAAGGGCUGGGGAUGUAACUCAGUGCAAAGGCCCUGGGUUCGAUCUCCAGUUACCCCCAAAUAAAUAAAUAAAUGUGCUUAGCACUCUGUAGCACCGUCAAGGUUGUGAAGGACAAGGAACAAAUAAGCAGCAGCUGCUGACAAUGGAGAUGGAUGACUAAACGCAGGGUAGUGUUGUGAACUGGAUCUUGGGACAGAAAAAAAAAGGCCAUAGGUGUUAUAAGUAGCAAAAUCUAAACGUUAAGUUUACUGAAUAUCACAUUGGCUUCUGAGCUGUGACAAAUGACAAACGUAAGUUGACGGAUGUGGGAGGAAGUUGGGGGGAGUACGGGGAACUCGCUGUUUUAUCUUUGUAACUGUCCUAUAAAUAUCACAUUUUAAAAUAAAACAGUUUUUAAGUAUGUGAAAAGCCCAUCCUUGCUCCAGCGCCUCCUUCCCCCUCCCACAAGCAUUCUGGGUUCUCACGGAACCUUCUGGGGCUGCUCCCUUCUCCAGGAACCUCUGGCCUCCAGCACCCUCUCCCCCUGAAGUCCCAUCUGCCCUAUUUAUUCCUUGAGGAACUGCACUCAGUGUUUGUAUGCCGUCCACUCCCUCACAGCAGGCCAGUUCCAGGUUGGAGGCUUGUGUGUCCCCAGCUGCCAGCCCUGAUUGAGCCCAGCAUGCAGCAGGCUCUGUGGGAUUCUUGGGGGGGUGGGGGGCAGAAGGAUGCUUAAGUCUCAGCACUGCAACUGACACUGCCAGCAUUGACAGUGUCUCCGGUCCCAGCCAUAAGGUAUCCAGACUGUGGGCUUGCACCCCUACACGGGUGGUACCCCCACGUAUCGCAAAAGCCUCACAAGAACCUGGGUGACAACAUCAGUUUCUCAGGUUGGGAUGCUGAGGCAGAGACUAGGAAGACCUAAGGUCAUGCUGAUGUCAGAGAUCCAGCCCAGAACGAGAACCUAGCCCUUAAAACAGUUAAGAUGCCCACAACCUCCUAUCGCCUGGGCCCAAUGCAGUGUCCAAGGGUCCAGACUUCGCUGCCUAAACUGUCCUUGGAAUCCUAAAGAACCAUCCGAGGGCACCUACAGGAACAGACAAAAGGGGCUGGGCCCUGACCCCUGGUCAGAGGGAGGACUGGUUUAGGGCCACCUAUGCCUCCCUCCUGGACCAGAGGAUCUGGUUAGGUUCUGAGGACUGGAUCUUCCGGGCAGCCGCACACCCUUGUGGCCCCGCCUCGCGCCGCUAUGGCCCCGCCCCUCGCUCUGCUGGCUUCUCCCACCCACGCAGCCCUGGGAGGGUCCCGGAGAAGUUGCUGGAAGAUUUAUCGAGUACUGUGACGAUGGAGCAGCAAAAAGACGAGGCCACAUCUCAAGGGAACCCGUCCCUGCUGCCGUCACCUGAGACACAGCCGCCUUGGCCCUUCUCGGCCCUGCCUGCCUCCUUCCUGGGCAAACCGGACCCAGCUCACCUAGGGCUCCCCGAGCACCUGGCCUCUGUUACUGUCCCCAUCCGCCUGGACGCCCUCUCCUACCUCCUGCACAGCGCCCUGCUGGGGGCCUACAGCUUCCAGCAGACCGUGCCCUCCUGCCCCUGCUGGUCCCAGGCCUGCCACACCCAGCAGGAGACGCCCCCCAGGCCCCCCAGGGGACACGGGCACCGGCCUGCCCGAGGCUGGAGCCCACGGAGGUGGGGAGCUGGGAGAGCUGGGCUGUAUGAGAGCGGCAGGGCAGAGGGCACUGGGGCUGGUCCCCAGGCCCCAGCCAAGAGACUGCUGUCACCAUCCACACUGCCGGCCCAGGGUGGGAAGAGGGAAGCCCAAGGUGACAAGCCCCACCAGGACCAGCUGCCCGCUUCCCAGGAGGACUGGGACACGGAGUACUAGGACACUGGAGGGCAUCCAGCGGCCACCACAGCGGGGUUUCCUGGAGCCGGAAAGAGUCCCUGCAAGUCACCUGGCCCUGCUCAGAUCCCAAGCCAGGAGCAGACUGAUCCUCACGGCCCACACGGGCCCCUUGGUGUUCUCAGCCGGGCUGCUGCCGCCUCCCUCUCUGCAGUCACAACCCCUAAAUUCACCGCCAGCCCCCAGCCCCCAGGGUUCCUCCAGCUGCUCACAGCCCAUGCCCAACUCCAGAGCCAUCCCCAUCUGCCUCGAAGACCACUGUCCCCUCUGCCCUGCCCUGUGUCCCAUCCAAGCCCACUCCCUCCUAUCCCUCCUCCAGCCCAAGCUGUGCCUCCACCCCCACCUCCUUCAGGCCCAGCUUUCUCCUGGCGCUGGGAUGGAACCCAGGGCCUCGCUCCAGAGCUGCAUCCCCAGCCCUUUAAUCUCUGGCCUGGAGCAGGCUCUCCCUAGCUUACCCAGGGCUGAUCCCCCUCCCUCCAUUCAGGUGUGCGCCCCCACACCCCAGCCACUCCCUUUUCCUUGAGUUGAUCCUCAGUCCUUCUCCCAGCCCCACCUCAGCUUCAGCCUUCCUGCCUCAGCCCACCUCUGUCUUCAGUGUCCUUCCCCCCGGCCAGCCCAACUCUGAGCUCCUCGACCCCCAGGGGACCCCCAUCAGUCCAAGGUAUCCAGAUACUGCACCCUGCCCCACCACUCUCCCCCUGUUCCUGGAAGCUGGGAGCCCUGA
Messenger RNA from Cavia porcellus (domestic guinea pig), 2961 nucleotides. It is a transcript of the gene CUNH19orf84, whose product is annotated as chromosome unknown C19orf84 homolog. The record is from RefSeq and is a predicted model, not a curated record. Bases 1677 to 2219 code for a protein of 180 amino acids. NCBI's taxonomy places the organism in Eukaryota, Metazoa, Chordata, Mammalia, Rodentia, Caviidae. The transcript has 2 exons.